AUGGUCAAUAUUCACGACUUCUUCAAGAACCAACAGGGGAAGGCUGGAACUAAACGUAAAGCAGAGGAGACGAAGUCACCAAAUGCGAAAAAGUCCAAGGCAACGGCAUCAACAACAAAGAAAAAUCCAGAGGUGAUUGAAAUAGACGACGACUUUGAAUUUGAUGAUGACGAUGAUGAUGAUGUCAUUGAGAUUGAAGCUCCGAAAAAGGCAAGCCCCAAAAAGAAGCAACCUCAAGCAUCACCCAAGAAACCCCACCCACCUCCGCCAAAGCAUUCAACGACUCAACCAGGAACUAAUUCGAGCAAGAAACCCACUGGAGGUGAAUCCAUCGACGACGUGCUUGCGAAGAUUCCCAAUGCGGACUUACCGGAGGUGAAUGAUGGCGACAAACCAAAUUUCUUUGCUCUUAAAGCUCAGCAAAACGUGACUUCCACAACACUGGUGGACUUACCUGCUGCCCAAACCAAUUGUCUAACAGGAUUGACAAUUGUGUUUACAGGUCAAAUGCCCUCCUUGGAUCGAAAUACUGCUGAGCUGACUGCUCAGCAAUACGGUGCAAAAGUCACCAAGUCGAUAUCGAAAAAGACAAGCUUGGUUGUGAUUGGAGCUGAUGCUGGUCCUUCAAAAGUGAAAAAGAUUAAAGAAUUCAAAAUCAAAGCGAUAGAUGAGGAUGGGUUUAUUCAAUUAUUGGCAAGUAUGCCAGCCGAUGGUGGUAGUGGUGAAGCAGCUUUAAAAGCCAAGGAAAAGAGGGAACAAGAAGAGAGAAAGAUUGUAGAAGAAGCAGAAAAAGCCGAGAGGCAGGAAAGAGAAGAGGAAGAGAGAAGAGCCAAAAGGGCAGCUCAAGCUACAUCAAGUCAAAAAGCCUCCAAUGGACCUUUACAGCUGCCGCCAGCAACACAAGAUGUUCCAGCCAAGGAUAAGUUAUGGACAGACAAACAUGCACCAAAAGAUUUCAACCAACUAUGCGGAAAUAAAGGACAAGUACAGAGAUUGCGCAACUGGUUGGAGCAUUGGUUUGAAAAUAAGGCCAAGAAUUUUCCCGGAGGUCCAGAAAACCCCGGAUCUUUUAGAGCCGCGUUAAUUAGCGGUCCUCCAGGGAUAGGUAAAACCACGGCUGCUCAUAUGGUGGCAAACUCUUUGGGCUUUGAUGUGUUGGAAAAAAACGCAUCCGAUGUUCGUUCCAAAUCCUUGUUGAAUGCAAAUAUCAAAUCGGUGUUGAACAAUACUUCAGUUAUCGGGUUUUUCAAACAUCGUGAUGAUGAGGAGCAAAAUGCAAACAACAAGAAGCUAUGCUUGAUUAUGGAUGAGGUUGAUGGUAUGUCUAGCGGAGAUCAUGGUGGAGCCGGGGCCUUGUCGCAAUUUUGUCGAAUCACAAACAUGCCGAUGAUUUUGAUUUGUAAUGAUAAGUCAUUGCCAAAAAUGAGAACUUUUGAUAGAGUGACGUACGACUUGCCAUUCCGCAGGCCAACAGAAAAUGAAGUCAAGAGUAGAUUGAUGACUAUUGCUUUACGUGAAGGGAUCAAGUUGGAUCCUAGUAUUAUUGGUCAGUUGGUUCAGGCGACAUCCAAUGAUAUCCGGCAAAUGAUAAACUUGCUUUCCACUGUGUCAAAAACACAAAAACUCAUUGGUGCAAACAACGUCAAGGAGAUCCAGGCAAGUUGGAAAAAGCAAAUUAUAUUGAAACCUUUUGAUAUUGCUGGUAGGUUAUUGUCAUCUGGACUUUGGUCAGGCCCUAAUCAAAAUUUGAAUGAGAAACUUGAUUUGUAUUUCAAUGAUAUUGAUUUUGCUCCUUUGAUGAUACAGGAAAAUUAUCUAAACACAAAACCAAGACUUUCAGGGUCACAUAUCAAGCAUGUGGCACAAGCUGCUGAUGACAUAAGUUUGUCUGAUUCUAUUAAUUCCUUAAUUAGAUCCAGUGAGCAGCAAUGGAGCUUGUUGCCCUUCCAUGGGUUAAUGUCCACGGUGAAACCGUCGUUUGAAGUAGCGGGCCAAGUCACAGGCAGGUUAAAUUUCAGUGCUUGGUUGGGACAAAAUUCAAAGCAGAUGAAGUAUCAGAGAAUGCUACAAGAAUUGCAAUACCACACCCGAGUCAAGACUUCAACCACGAAACAAGAGUUGCGAUUGGAUUACUUGAACCCAUUAUGGGUCAAAUUGAACAUUCCGAUCAAGCAACAAGGAGAGGCGGGUAUAGACCAGACGAUCGAGACUAUGGACGCGUACUACUUGACGAAGGAGGACUAUGAUAAUAUCAGCGAUAUGCUCAACAAACCUAUCGACUUGGACAAGAAAGACAAGGCUGCUUUCACUCGUAAAUACAACAAUGCUAUUCAUCCAACGGUUAUUUACAAGACGGGAAAUUCGUUUGGAGCUGGCGCUAAAAGAGCAGCCCCGGCAAAAGUUGAUUAUGAAGAUGUGGUGGACGAUGAUAUGGAGGAUGUAGAAGACGACAACGAAGGGGAGGACAGCGAUAAGAUUGAUACCAAGAAGGACAAAUUGAUUAAACAAGUUGCCGUUGGAAAAGGUGGGGUUGCUAAAAGAUCGGCCAAGGGUCCUGCUAGAAAGAAGCAGAAAAAGUAG
Molecule: messenger RNA, 2580 nt
Organism: Lodderomyces theae
Lineage: Eukaryota; Fungi; Ascomycota; Pichiomycetes; Serinales; Debaryomycetaceae
Gene: RFC1
Product: replication factor C subunit 1
Exons: 2
Coding region: 1-2580 (859 amino acids)
Biological process (GO): DNA repair; DNA replication
Cellular component (GO): DNA replication factor C complex; nucleus
Molecular function (GO): ATP hydrolysis activity; DNA clamp loader activity; DNA binding
Source: RefSeq, a predicted model, not a curated record